Messenger RNA from Aspergillus ochraceoroseus IBT 24754, 826 nucleotides. RefSeq names its product putative small nuclear ribonucleoprotein (LSM7). Gene Ontology annotation, cellular component: spliceosomal tri-snRNP complex; catalytic step 2 spliceosome; Lsm1-7-Pat1 complex. The transcript has 3 exons. The coding region runs from base 168 to 581 and encodes 137 amino acids. Gene Ontology annotation, molecular function: RNA binding. Gene Ontology annotation, biological process: nuclear-transcribed mRNA catabolic process; mRNA splicing, via spliceosome. The record is from RefSeq and is a predicted model, not a curated record. NCBI's taxonomy places the organism in Eukaryota, Fungi, Ascomycota, Eurotiomycetes, Eurotiales, Aspergillaceae.
CCCCCCCGCUCCCCCCCCCCCCCCUUUCGUGUCAUCAACAUUUGCUCUUUCAUUGGUGACAUUUCCUCGAUCCCAAACCCUCUCUCUCUUCUGUUCCCUCCCCCCCCCUCUUCUACUCCUCUUUUAUAUUUUUGUUGUAUUUGAUUGGUAUUGUAUUCCGAUUACCCAUGUCCGAACGAGGCUCCUUCCGAGGAGGUGCCCGCAAUCGCGGCGGCGGAGGUUAUGAUCGAUCUGGCGGCCGUGGCGCUCAGGCCAAAAGUGGCGGUGCGGGAGGUAGUGGCGGUGCUCAACAGCAAGAGAAGCCCAAGAAGGAAAAUAUCCUCGACCUGUCCAAGUAUAUGGACCAGGAAGUUCGUGUGAAGUUUAAUGGAGGACGAGAGGUCUCUGGAUUGCUCAAAGGUUACGACCAACUGAUGAAUCUCGUCCUGGAUGAUGUCAAAGAGACCAUGCGUGACGAUGACGGAAACGAGACUACCCGAUCUCUUGGCCUGAUUGUCGCCCGUGGGACUCUGAUUGUGCUGAUCUCCCCUGCUGAUGGUAGCGAGCAAAUUGCCAAUCCUUUUGUCCAGCCAGAGGAAUAAAUCAGCACUUCCCUGGGUAGUUACUCAGUUUCCCACUUUCUCUCUAAUCAUUGUGGAGCAGGAAUACUCUCUCGGUGGUACAUGGUGCGGCAGAAGCAAGUCAUGAUAGCAUAUGAAUAGCAAAAUAAUGAAAGAUAAUGAUCUCGAUCGGAAAGAAAGUUAGGCAGCUUCAUAAUAUGACAUGAUUGCCUUCAUUUGCAACCAAACAAAUGAUGGAAGGUUGAUCUCUUAUAUUCGUCCAAUUC